Molecule: messenger RNA, 699 nt
Organism: Nilaparvata lugens (brown planthopper)
Lineage: Eukaryota; Metazoa; Arthropoda; Insecta; Hemiptera; Delphacidae
Exons: 4
Coding region: 1-684 (227 amino acids)
Cellular component (GO): cytoplasm
Molecular function (GO): calcium-dependent phospholipid binding; calcium ion binding
Source: RefSeq, a predicted model, not a curated record
AUGAUAGGGAAACGCUAUAUAGCUCUCAGCAAGCUGUACCUGUUAGCUGAAUCCAAUGACUGCGGGCCACUCAAGAACCCAAAGCUGGACGAUGUUUUGGCAUUUUCCAGUUUCGAGCAUUUGGAUCAUCUGGCAUCAACCUACCAGCAGAGGAAGAACAAAACCCUGACCGCUGCAUUCAAGAGAUGGUGCUCGGAUGAGUCCAUUGUAGAUGUCUACAGCCGGGUAUGGGUCGGGCCAAUAAUUGUACCCGAGUGCUUGUUUAGAGGACCCGACUGUUUAGUUAUAUUAUUUUAUCCAUCUGAUAAUUUUGCAGAUGACUGCGGGCCACUCAAGAACCCAAAGCUGGACGAUGUUUUGGCAUUUUCCAGUUUCGAGCAUUUGGAUCAUCUGGCAUCAACCUACCAGCAGAGGAAGAACAAAACCCUGACCGCUGCAUUCAAGAGAUGGUGCUCGGAUGAGUCCAUUGUAGAUGUCUACACAACAAUAAUUGACUAUGCAGUUGAUUCGGCCAAAUUCUUUGCCAAAGAAAUCCACGAUGCUGUCAUUGGGCUGGGAACAGACGAUCGCACAAUCAUUCGCAUCAUCGUUGGAAGACAUGAGAAGAAUCUGGACAGAAUCAAGAAUGUGUACAAUGUCAUGUACGACACCAAGCUGUCAUCUUCAAUUGCGAUGAGUUCUUGAAUAAAAUAUUCUGCU